This is a messenger RNA of Lachancea lanzarotensis, 1398 nucleotides long. It is a transcript of the gene SPO23, whose product is annotated as LALA0S13e02850g1_1. Gene Ontology annotation, cellular component: cytosol; cytoplasm; plasma membrane. The transcript has a single exon. Gene Ontology annotation, molecular function: protein-macromolecule adaptor activity; ubiquitin protein ligase binding. NCBI's taxonomy places the organism in Eukaryota, Fungi, Ascomycota, Saccharomycetes, Saccharomycetales, Saccharomycetaceae. Gene Ontology annotation, biological process: ubiquitin-dependent endocytosis. The coding region runs from base 1 to 1398 and encodes 465 amino acids. The record is from RefSeq and is a predicted model, not a curated record.
AUGUUGGUUCCCAACUUCUUAGACGGUACCAGCGCACGUAGUGACAUUGCAAAUAUCAAGAUCUGCGACCUCAAAGCCAACAAAACUCUACUGAAACACACCUCGUCGGAUAUUCCCAAUAUUCAGUACAAUCCCUUCUGUCUCGAGGAAAAUCCAUGUGUCACAAUUCAUGAGUCCAAGCGACUGACAAUUGAGCUUGAACUGGACGCCAAUACUUAUCACCUCCAAAACCUGGAUACAAAAGCCUUGCUGAAACAGCUACCUGAAAAUCAGAACGAUUCGGACACACAACGUUCCUCUACGGGAGUAGUUUCUGGAAAGCUGCGAUUAACGGUAAAAACGGAUGAAGUAAUUCCGCUCAGUAACGUUCAAGUACGACUUAGCGGCUAUUCGUACGAAUGUGCGUAUGACAGACACGAUGCUGUCGUGAAAGCGGUCAAUGGACCUAAAUCAGGCAUUCGCUCGUCAUACAAAGUGCCCUUUGUACAGGACAUUCAAAUAUUCAAUAUCACCGAACAGAAUGAUGGUCAUCACCCAGAACUGCUUUCUCCAGGUCUAUAUGAAUAUCGCUUCGCGUUCAUACUUGACUCGGAAACUUUGCCAGGGUCUCUGAAAAGCCCUCGUGGUUCAGUCACAUACAGAGUGGAGUCCUUUGUCACCGUUUCAAAGCCCAAAGCCAAGUUUGAAACUAUUUUUCUGAGCUCAAUUGUUUUGCUGAAAAAGACCAUUCCACCACAUCUCCAUUCCGUCUCAGAACAUUAUUCUGCUUUUGGACUUUGGAGAGAUGGACGUGUUGAGUACGACUUGUUUUUAAGCUCACGGCUUUUGGGAUUCGAAGAUCCUUUUCAAUUGUCAAUAGACUUAAACCGGAACUGCGACCUUUGUAGAAUUGAUUCUGUGCAGGUGAGUCUUGAACAAACAAUAUCCAUCCCGUGUUACGAUCGCGAAAGCAGAACUGCGAAUGGGGAGUAUUUUGACGAAACAACUUCUUCUAUAUUACACUUGCACCAGAUUUGCAAAAGUGACAAACCGUUCCACAACUUGCUUUUCAACGAUCUUAAAAUACCACAAUGCUCGAAGAGUGCGUACAGAAAGGGAAACAUAUUCCGGUCAUACAUCGAAACCGGCUCUUCUCUAUCGAUACCAGGCGAAAGCGCACUCAAGCUCAAAAUCUCACAUGAGAUCAAGGUCGCAAUUCGCACACGGAUUGUCAAGUCCUCGCCAGACCAGAAAGAUGAAGAAUUUUAUCAAAUCAUACUCAAAAUUCCUGUUAUUGUUACAGAUCACAAUGCAAAAUUCUACACCGAAUUGCCGAGAUAUCAGCCCACGGCUGAGACCGUUGCUUGCUGCCCAAGCAAUGUCAGUGUGCUGACGCCACCUGAGUACGAUGAAGCUUAG